Mercenaria mercenaria is the source of this 1745-nucleotide messenger RNA. Its product is annotated as cholecystokinin receptor type A-like. The transcript has 2 exons. The record is from RefSeq and is a predicted model, not a curated record. Bases 180 to 1499 code for a protein of 439 amino acids. Gene Ontology annotation, biological process: G protein-coupled receptor signaling pathway. NCBI's taxonomy places the organism in Eukaryota, Metazoa, Mollusca, Bivalvia, Venerida, Veneridae. Gene Ontology annotation, molecular function: G protein-coupled receptor activity. Gene Ontology annotation, cellular component: plasma membrane.
AGUUUCAAGUAAUGAAGUGGCAAUUGGAAAUGCGACACUUGUGUAAUGAAUGUCGAAACUACUUACAAUUUAGGGGACUAUUUUAUUGCUGAUAAACAUAGUCAAAGUAAUUAUGUAUUGUGCACAGCUUGUUUCUCUUUCCUAAAACAAUAUUUUACGAACUUCUACAUCGAUGCCAUAUGGAAGCAGUCUUGGAUAAGAAAUACCAUAGAACUGACAGAUCAAUGUUACAAACAACGAUGGAAUGCCGCUCUGAAUCACAUGCGAAAUGUUAUCGAGGCGAUGGCAACGAUAGUCUGUGGACUCCUCUUGACCCUAAUGUUGAAAUGGAAAUACUCAGUUCGCUCGAUGAGAAACAGUUUGAAAUCCUUAUACCAUCUUUCAUUAUUGUGCUUCUUGCAAUCUUAAUCGGUAUCCCUGGAAACGUCAUUACAGUCAUAGUGUACAAAAAGCGUAUGAGACGGACAGCUUCAAGGAUUUUCAUUUUGGCUCUGGCUUUCUGUGACCUUAUGAACUGCAUCAUAACCAUGCCUGCAGAAAUCAGCAUAAUCGUCAACUUUUUUACAUAUGAACACCCUAUUAUAUGCUCUAUUGGUAGGGCACUGACCUAUAUUCUCAAUGGUGUGUCGGCAUUAUUGUUGUGUGGAAUAGCCGUGGACCGCUUCAGAAAAAUUUGUCGCCCGUUAAAACCCGUCUUUACUCCUAAGAAGACACGAGCAAUAUGCUUUGUAGCAUCCGCGAUAGGAUUCGCAUUCUACAUUCCUGCGUUUAUACUAUAUGGUACACAGACUGUACGAAUUGAACAUCCAUACGGUGACAUUUAUUUCAAUAUUACAGGACACACGUGUCAAAUUAAUGAUAAAUACAAAAAUACUAAAAUUCAGAAGUAUAUCUUAGGUAUAUGGUUUCUGGCUACAAUUAUUAUCAUGGUCAUUUUGAUUGUAGUAUACGCACGAAUUGGCCGGGCUGUGUACAAACGGUUGAAACUUGAAGAAAAGAGACAUUAUUCAGUUUCUACAGCAACCAAACCAGCCAGGCGGAAGAUGAUUGUAGAUCAUUCAUCUGAGACAAGCUGUUCAUUUGAAGAUGUUCUUGAAGCAGAACGCAACGACCAGCCCAAAGUUCUAAAAUCCAUGUCUAUGCCAUUGCGGCAUAAAAUUGGCGACGGUUUGAGAAAACAAUUUCGGUUGUCUGCCCCUACUGUUUAUUCGCUAAAUAAAGAGACGGUGUCACGGCGUAUCCGCGCGGGAAGAACAACGCUGAUGUUAUUUUCUGUGACAAUUGCCUACGUUCUCAGUUUUAUUCCUUUUGUGGCUAUAGUAACCAUUCGCACAAUGAAACCCGACUUACAUGACUCUCUUUCUGAUGUACAAAAAAGUGUUUGGAAUUUCUUUCUAAGAUCGUAUGUUAUUAACUGUGCUGUGAAUCCAAUUUUAUAUGGUUUCUUCAACAAGGACUUCAGAAAGAAGAUGAUUGGUUUAUUUACAGACUGUUGUUAACAAUGGAGGAUGUAGGGUUGGUCAAUACCAGGCAUAUUCUUGAUACGGAUCUUGAAGUUUUUAUACUUCACCCCAGUGAGGAGACACAAAUGUUCUCACCUUAUGCAAUUAUUCAGCGCCCGCGUUCUUUUUGUUUUGGUUUUACAGACUAUAAUUAAUUGUCAAUGUAUUUGCAAACGUGGUUGUACAUUUUUGGAGUUAAUUGCUAACCUUUAAUUAGAAAUAAACUUCGUAAACUAUUUUGCA